This is a messenger RNA of Haemonchus placei, 900 nucleotides long. NCBI's taxonomy places the organism in Eukaryota, Metazoa, Nematoda, Chromadorea, Rhabditida, Trichostrongylidae. The record is from the annotation of a GenBank genome assembly.
AUGGCUGAUGUAGCCGAAAAGGGAGCGGCAGCCAUACCUAAACUAGCAGAACAGAAAGAAAGAAAACUUGAAAAAGAUCGUCUACCAGUUGUUGAUGAAGAAAUUCAGGGUGAUGAAAAGAAAUAUAAGUUAAAACAAGUUCUUGGCGAUGGCGGAUAUGGUACUGUAUUUCUCAGUGAGGACGGUCAGAAGCCUGUAGCAGUUAAAACAGAAAAGUAUAGCAAAUCGAUGUUACAUAUCGAAGUUGGCGUCUUAAAGGCUGCAAAUGCAGCGAAAGCAAAGCAUUUUUGUGAAUUAAUUGACUAUGGAUCAAAUAAACCGGAAUAUGUUUAUGUUGUGAUGACGUUACUCUUCAAAGAUCUGCACAAACUCCGAUCAGAGAUGCAUGAGAGGAAAUUCACCCUCAGCACAUCGAUCAGAAUUGCCAUGCAAGCUUUAAGGGCAAUCGAAGAAUUACACAAGGUUGGCUACAUAUCCCGUGAUAUUAAACCGGGUAACUUUGCUCCCGGAAGGCACUGCAACAAACAAUCCAAGAUUAUAUUUCUCUACGAUUUCGGUCUAGCAAGAAAAUACGUUGAUAAAGAUCUUUCACGACGUGACGAUGUCGAAAGUUGGUUCUACAUGUCAGUUGAAAUGCUGAGAGGUACCUUACCGUGGAGGUUGGUGACAGAUCGUAAUGCUGUACGUGCUGCAAAACAGGCAGCCCGAGCCGCUGGUCGCAUUCAGUUCCUCUUCGAGACGCCCAAACAGUUUGACGCAAUCCUCACUAUGGUGGAUUCAUACAACUUUGAAUCUCAGCCAGAUUACGACAAAAUGCACAGUUUGCUAGACGCCGUAAGUUUCAUUUUUCACUCUGAUCUAUCACAGGCCUAUUACGAAUCUGAAUCCUAUGCACAAUAG